UCAAAAUUUGAUAACUUCAGCUCAGAGCAGCAUUGAGGGAUCAAGCCUAAAUGAUCCCAGGGAAAGUCUUGUUGGAACAGAAGUGUUGGAACAGCCAGCUAAUUCUUUCACAAUAUUUGGUCAGCAAACCAAUGAGCUUGAAAAAUGUACCUCAAGUAUUUCAGGAAUUUCAUUAGCACAGCACACCCCGCAGGAUUCCAACAUAAAUUCAUUUCCCUCUGAUAGUCCAGAUGAAGGCAUCAGCUCUGUACAACAAAGGCCUAGAGCAGGCCAAUCUUCAGUUAACACAAGCCAAUCAUCAGUAUGCACAGGCCAAUCAUCAGCUAGCACAGGUCAUUCAUCAGACCGCAAUGGCCAAUCAUCAGCCAGCACAGGCCAAUCAUCAACUAGCACAGGCCAAUCAUCAGC
Messenger RNA from Lymnaea stagnalis (great pond snail), 408 nucleotides. The record is from the annotation of a GenBank genome assembly. NCBI's taxonomy places the organism in Eukaryota, Metazoa, Mollusca, Gastropoda, Lymnaeidae.